UUCAUGUGUUCAAACACGGUGCGAGUGAGUGAGAGAAAGAGAGAGGGAGAGGGAGGGAGGGAAGGAGGGUAGGAAUGAGAGAAACGGACAAGCAGUAUGAGGUGAACAAGCUCGAUACUCAUGGAAACUACUUCAAACCAUUUCUCCCCUUCUCCAGAGGAAUAUAAACAAAUAUAACUUUUAUGGGAAGUCAGAAAAAGGAUUACUCUCAGAGAUAAUGGGAAGCACAGACACACCCGUGGCGUUCAACGUGUGCGUGGAGCUGAACGGCAGCCUCGCGGACCGAGGCGGGCCCGAGUACAGCGAGGCGGAGAUGGCGGUGCUGGGCGUGGUGAUGUCGCUCCUGGUGCUGUGCAUCGUGUUCGGCAACGUGCUGGUGAUCAGCGCCAUCGCCCGCUUCCAGCGGCUGCAGACGGUCACCAACUACUUCAUCACCUCGCUGGCGUGCGCCGACCUGGUGAUGGGCGUGGUGGUGGUGCCCUUCGGCGCCUGCUACAACAUCCUCAACGCCUGGCACUUCGGCAGCUUCUGGUGCGAGUUCUGGACGUCGGUGGACGUGCUGUGCGUGACGGCCAGCAUCGAGACGCUGUGCGUGAUCGCGCUGGACCGCUACCUGGCCAUCACAUCGCCGUUCCGCUACCAGUCGCUGCUGACCAAGAGCCGGGCCUGCGUGGUGGUGCUGGUGGUGUGGCUGGUGGCGGGGCUCAUCUCCUUCCUGCCCAUCCACAUGAAGUGGUGGAUCUCAGACGACCCCGAGUCCCUGUGCUGCAUGCGGGACGCCUACUGCUGCGACUUCAACACCAACACGGCCUACGCCAUCACGUCCUCCAUCGUCUCCUUCUACAUCCCGCUGGUGGUCAUGGUCUUCGUCUACAGCCGCGUCUUCCAGGAGGCGCGCAAGCAGCUGGAGAAGAUCGGCCGCAGCGAGGGCCGCUUCCGCGCCCAGAACAACAACCUGGCGCAGGAGAACCGCGGCGGGGGCGGCGGGGGCGGCGGCGGCGGCGACGGCCGGAACGGCGGGAAGCGGAUGAAGUCCUGCCUGAAGGAGCACAAGGCCCUGAAGACCCUGGGCAUCAUCAUGGGCAUCUUCACCCUCUGCUGGCUGCCCUUCUUCGUGCUUAACGUGGUGCUGGCCAUCUGGAGGGUGGAGAACAUCAAGCUGGCCUUCAAGAUACUGAACUGGAUUGGCUACGCCAACUCGGCCUUCAACCCGCUCAUCUACUGCAGGAGCCCCGAGUUCCGCUACGCCUUCCAGGAGAUCCUGCACCUCCGGAGGGUGCACUUCGCCAAGCCAGGCCCCGCCAAUGGCCUGACGUCCGGCAGGAACGCCUGGCACAGCGAGCUGCAGGCCAAGAGGACGUACGGUCCCGAGGGCGGGCACGCUGGGAAGGGCCCCCCGGAGCUGGGCGAGGGCCCCUCGGGGGCCCCGGAGAGAGACUCCUACAGGAAGUGCCAGGAGGCGCUCACAACGGUCAUUUAAGCCGCUGUCCUCACGGCAACAACAACAAAAAACAACUUUUCUUGGCUUUUUGCGGUUGUUUUAAGUUUUUUGUUUUUUUUUUUGUUCUUUUUUUACAAAGACAAAUGGCUAAGCGGGUGAAGUUUGUCUGGUAAGCAGAUGCGGAGAUGGCGGAUUGGAGUAAAGCGGGGCAGAGGGUGGGGAGGGGGGCUGGAAGCGGCGUUUGUUUCGUUUUUGUUUUCUUGUGAAAACACAUCAGCUUUAUUUUGGUCACUGUGUGUGUGUGUGUGUGCGUUUGUGUGUGUGUCCGUGUGUGUGUGUGUGUGUGUGUGUGUGUGCAUAUGAAAAUUUAUGUACUUGAGUUUCAUAAGGAUCUUUUCCACUUUCACUGAAAUUGGAAAGGGAAUUUUCUUGCAUCUACCUCAUCACUUUUUGUGAGCUAUCCUCACUGUCUUAUCAUGAAACUGUACAUUUGUAUACUAAUCAAGCCACCAGUUUGCCUGUAAGGCUUGCCAUUUAAAUAAAUUACUAAUUAUAUCUGACUUAUGA
This is a messenger RNA of Anguilla anguilla (European eel), 2008 nucleotides long. RefSeq names its product beta-2 adrenergic receptor-like. The transcript has 2 exons. Lineage: Eukaryota; Metazoa; Chordata; Actinopteri; Anguilliformes; Anguillidae. Gene Ontology annotation, cellular component: membrane. Bases 218 to 1480 code for a protein of 420 amino acids. Gene Ontology annotation, biological process: norepinephrine-epinephrine-mediated vasodilation involved in regulation of systemic arterial blood pressure; negative regulation of smooth muscle contraction; adenylate cyclase-activating adrenergic receptor signaling pathway. The record is from RefSeq and is a predicted model, not a curated record. Gene Ontology annotation, molecular function: beta2-adrenergic receptor activity; norepinephrine binding.